AUGCUCCCCCAGGGCGCGCCGCCGACUGGUCGAGCUGGUCUCGUGGCGGGCCAGCAGGCGCAGGAGCCUCGAUCGCAGGACUUCGGGGAGGCCCCUGCGAGCCCGACAGGGCGCCUCGGCCUCGCGGAGGGGUUCGUGGGACACCUGGUCCUACGCGGCGAGGGUGCUGUCGGAGCCAGCUGUUCUGAGCGCCUUGACACAGGCUCGGAGGCCGGCCAGAGCAGAAUCGGGGGAGCAGGAGGAAGGAGAAGGAGGAGGAGGUGGGUGGGGGACGUUUUGACGGCGGCGUGGGCAUCAGCAGCGGCGGCGGCGGCACGCCCAAAGCGCAAGCGCAUUGGGCCAUGGCGCCGCGGCGGAGAGAACGGGCAGUGCCCCGCGUGGGCUCGCGCGGGCAGUGCCGUGCCGGGCCCAAGCAGGGGGCGAGCGGCGCUAGACCUCAGCUCGCCUCGCCCCCGUGGAGCCGCAGAGCGGAGAAGGGAGGGGAAAGGGCAGGAGAGGUACUGCAUUCGCGCCGCGCCAGAAAAAUUGAGCGCCUCCACUUCGAGGAGCUCCAGUACCGUCGCGCUGAGGACGGCGGGGGAGUUCCCCAGCACCACUUACACUGAGACGACGACAUGAUUGUCGUCUCGACACUUGUCUGCCGCCACUCGUCCGUCAACGAUUAAGGAGACGAGAAGAAGGGAAUCCGCCGAACCUGUCGGCGUGUGGAAACAGCACGAGGAACAUGCAUAGAACGAGGACGAAUGCGACCAGGAAGCCUGGGCCGCGAAUGAUGAUCGCAAUGCCUCGUCAGGAGGGACAGGAGGAAAGGUGUUGUGCAGUGCACCACACAUCGGCCGACGUCGACCGAAGGAAGGGUAGGAAGAGGACGGGGGACGAGCGCAGAGGGAGAACGAGAGCCCGGGGCGUCGCAGGCGCCAGAAGAGUCCCAAAAUGUCUCACCGCGGACGCCUGGGCAACGUGCCAGCCGUGCACAGCACAUCGUGCGACACGAAGCCCCAAGCUGGUGCACCUGAAGCGACGCGAAGCCCUGCCCAGUCAUGGGCGCCACGGCUCUGAGAGGAGCAGAGUGGAGGAACAAAGUGUUGCUGCGCCGUGCACUGCAACAUCAGGCGAAGGCCCCUGCUAUUAGAAGCAAGCGAUAUGUGAUCAGAACGCCUUUCAAAAUCGCGGGCCACACUGGUCUCGUGUAAGUACGCUGUUUAGCAGAUGGACUAAAAUUUGAAAAGACCGCCUGGCCUUAUGGGGUGAGCGCACGAGGAGAACCGCGGGCCACGCGCAGCCGAGGGCAGGGUGUGGCAUUCACCGCGGAGGCACAGAGAGGGGAGGCCUCGGGCCGCGGAAGACUGAAGGCAAGAUGCGGCGCUCACCACGGACCGCGGAGGGGAGAGACGCACGAUGGGGCCCGCCUGGGGUGUGGGGACCUGGGACAACCGAAGGCGCGAUGCCGGCACUCGACCCCGCCCCGCCCUCCCCACCCCACCUUGCAACGACCGGGGACCAUACAUCUAUCAACUGAGCAGGGAAAUUAAUUACACGACAAAGGCGAAGCCAAGGCAAGCCUAUGGCAGCUUCGCUCCAACUGCUGAAAUCGAUCUCAAUGAGAAAAAAGCCGACUGUGUUGGCAAUGCGCUCUAAGUGUGUCGGCGUGAAUCGGUUCUGCGCGAUUCGUCUCAGCAGCUUGCGAUCAUACUUUGAGGCAAAUCGCGCCGAGAGCCGCCGAUAGAAUGCUUCAAAAGCCGCCGCCUGGUGUGGUCUCGAAGGCCGGCAAGCUACACAGCGGGCACCUGCCAUGGGAGCUGCUCCGAAGCCACUUGUACAUACACUCCGCAUGCGGUGUGAACCGUGGCGGCAGCGCAACUGCACCACGUUCUCGUCCGCCUGAAAGGCCUCCAAGCAGAUGCAGCACUCUCCUCAUCCACUCCGUACAGCGAGCUGCCGACCGAGCGGCGGAUGGGAAGCGCGACCACGCCCGCCUCCGGCCAGGCGCCGCAGCAGCCU
Prorocentrum cordatum is the source of this 2001-nucleotide messenger RNA. NCBI's taxonomy places the organism in Eukaryota, Dinophyceae, Prorocentrales, Prorocentraceae. The record is from the annotation of a GenBank genome assembly.